AUGGAGCGGGUUGUGACCGCAGCCAUACUUCUGGGAUCUGCAGUUUCAGCUCAGAAGCGCAUCGUCGGGGGAGCCGAGUGUCGUCCUCACUCUCAACCGUGGCAAGUCUUCCUCUACGACAGCUUUCAGAACUAUUGCGGUGGCGUCUUGAUUGAUAAAUACUGGGUAGUAACCGCUGGACAUUGUCAUGCCUGGCAAGUCUCUGGGCCUGUGGGAAGGAAUAACAAAGGACUCGAAAGAUCUAUCAUCGUUUUUCUUGGACUUCACAAUCUGUGGAAGAAAAGAGGGGCCCAGGUUACCCGAGUUGUCCAGGCCAUCCGCCACGCUGCUUUCGAACCCGUGCUCCUGAACAAUGACAUCAUGCUUCUGCGCCUGAACCGCCCCGCCAUCCUGGGGGGUAGAAUCAAGCCCAUUCCGAUGGCGAAACUGUGUAUAAGCCACCACAACAGGCCCCAUCAACCUACUCACCCAAAGAUUCAUCUUGCAGUAAAAUACACUAGAAACCUGCAGUGCACUGAAGUGACGGUCCUGCCCAAAAAAGUAUGCCAGAAUAUCUACGGGCCCAACUUCAUCGACAGUGAGAUUUGUGCAGGAGCUAUUGAAGGAGGAAGAGACGCCUGCCAGGGUGAUUCUGGAGGCGCCAUGGUCUGCAAUGGGGUUCUUCAUGGCUUGGUCUCGUGGGGAGACGAGCGCUGUGCAGCUAAGAAUAAACCUGGCGUCUAUACUGAAAUCUGCAAAUAUAGGGGAUGGAUCAUAAAGAACAUCGCUGACUGACUGACUGCAUUAGUUCCCAAUAAAUCUUUGGAAGC
Molecule: messenger RNA, 809 nt
Organism: Heteronotia binoei (common prickly gecko)
Lineage: Eukaryota; Metazoa; Chordata; Lepidosauria; Squamata; Gekkonidae
Product: kallikrein-11-like
Exons: 5
Coding region: 1-774 (257 amino acids)
Biological process (GO): proteolysis
Molecular function (GO): serine-type endopeptidase activity
Source: RefSeq, a predicted model, not a curated record